Molecule: messenger RNA, 636 nt
Organism: Morchella importuna
Lineage: Eukaryota; Fungi; Ascomycota; Pezizomycetes; Pezizales; Morchellaceae
Exons: 1
Coding region: 1-636 (211 amino acids)
Molecular function (GO): protein binding
Source: RefSeq, a predicted model, not a curated record
AUGCUAUACAAGCAUGCAGUCGAGGAUAGUCUCGGAGUGACAGCACUCAUGUGGGCUGCGUCGAAAGGCCACGAACCUCUAAUCCGACUGCUCCUAGAAAAAGGAGCGGCUGGGGUUAAUGACCGUGACGACGAAGGCCUCACUGCACUUCAUCGGGCCGCAUCGGAGGGGCAUAUCGAGAUAAUCGAGUCUUUCCUUAAGCACUGUGCCGAUAUACAUGCCCGCACGGACGACUUUUCGACGGUCCUCCAUUGGGCAGUGACAUCAAGGUCAGAAGAUGUAGUCAGGUUGAUUAUUAAGAGCAGUUUUAAUGGGAAAGAAAUUGAUUUCCAAAACUUUGAGGGAUCGGUCUAUAGUCAACGAUAUCGGGGUACAGCACUUCACUGGGCAGUGAUAGGAGGACACGAGGGUGUGGCCCGGGUAUUACUUGAGGAGGGUGCCGAUAAAAAUCUUAAAGACAAUACUGGGAGAAUAGCUAUUUUUUGGGCCGUGGAGUUCGGAUAUGGGGGUUUAUGCAGGAUGUUUCUGAUGGACGGGUUUGAUUCUAAUGUGCGAGAUAAUUUUGGGUCCACGAUAUUUGAGCUGGCAGAGUCCGCGGAGAACGAUGAGAUAGUGAGGCUUCUGAAAGCAUACUAG